AUCGCAGCCCCCAAUCGCAGCUCGACUAAUGAUGUCCAGCAGUUCUCUGUUGACUGGGCUCGGUACUUGCUUUGGGCAUCAAAUGAUACCUGAUGUCACAAGUACCCUGUAGAACGUCUCAUCCCGGCUCCGAACUUUCUACCGGCUGUUGCCGAACAAUGGGCCAAGGCCACUUCCCUGGCUUCCCUUGCUUCGCUGGCAUGUUUCAACUUCCAACACGAACCCGCCUGCCCGCCGCCUGUUCCUCCCGCUUUUUCCAUGGUCUCGUGUCUCUGUCAUCUUUGUCAUUGUCGGCUUCCACAGCAGCGAGCAGCGCCACCUGGUUUUGUUGAACUUCCAUGGUGCAUGUUGUUUUGGCGGUGCUCCCGCAAAAAGAACUUCAUUCCAUAGCCCUGCAUAUCCAAAUUCAGGAUGCUGGCACUCACUAACUGCCACUGGUGGCGAAUGCUUACUACUAACUAAGGUAGGCACAAUAUACCACGACCCAUUACAAAAGAAUGCUUCACUGUUGUAGGUACUGACGGCAGCCCUGUGACGACGUCAUUCGCCGACACCGGGUCUUAGGUAAUCGUUCCUUUUCCAGCCCCGACCAAUGAGACGCUACCCUUAUUGUGCCUCGGAUGCCGCUCGGGACGGCUACCGGCGGGGACGACGCCCCCAGACCGAUAGCUCGACGAUACCCGUGAAUGCUCCUGCGCCAUCAUGUCCGCACGACUUCACUACAAGCCGCCGUGAGGACGACCCAAUUGACCAAUUCACGCAACAUGUAUCGAUCAGCUCUGAGGACAUGCGCAAGACGAUGCGUCCCGGCGCCCUCCCGAGGUGUCCUGCCCGCCGUGAGGACCUUCGCCUCAGCUUCCGACGGUCCUGUGUUCAACUGGGAGGACCCCCUGAACUCCAAGAAUCUGCUGACAGAGGAGGAACUCGCUAUCUCAGAGACUGCUGAGCGGUACUGCCAAGAGCGUAUGCUGCCGCGCGUGCUGCAGGCUUACCGAGACGAGCAGUACGACAAGAAGAUCCUCGAGGAGAUGGGCGAGCUGGGACUUCUCGGCGCAACAAUUGAAGGCUACGGCUGCGCAGGCGUUUCGACCGUUGCCGGUGGUCUUAUCACGAAGGCCGUCGAGAGGGUUGACAGCGGCUACCGCUCCGGCAUGUCCGUCCAGUCGUCCCUUGUCAUGGGCGGCAUCGCCGAGUUCGGUACACAGGAGCAGAAGGAGAAGUACCUGCCUCAGAUGGCCACGGGCAAGAUGUUGGGCGCAUUCGGCCUGACGGAGCCUAAUCAUGGCAGUGACCCCGGCUCGAUGGAGACCGUGGCGAGGCCUCACCCGACCAAAAAGGGCUACUAUUCGCUGUCCGGGUCCAAGACGUGGAUCACAAACUCGCCCAUCGCCGACGUGCUUCUCGUCUGGGCGAAGCUACAGGAGACGGGCAAGAUCAGGGGCUUCUUAGUCGAGCGGUCGCAAUGUCCCGCCGGCACCCUCGAGACGCCCGCCAUCAAGAACAAGAACGGCUUACGCGCCUCCAUCACCGGCAUGAUCCAGCUCGACGACGCCCCCGUGCCGGCGGAGAACAUGUUCCCAACGGUCGAGGGCCUGCGCGGGCCCUUUUCGUGCCUCAACAGCGCGCGGUACGGCAUCUCCCUCGGCGUCAUUGGCGCCCUCGAGGACUGCAUCGCCCGCGCGCGCACCUACGCCCUCGAGCGGCGCCAAUUCAAAAACAACCCCAUCGCCAAGUACCAGCUCGUGCAGAAGAAGCUCGCCGAUGCCGUUACCGACGCCGCGUAUGGCACCGUCGCGGCGAUCCAAGUCGGCAGGCUCAAGGACGAGGGCAAGGCGACGCCCGAGAUGAUCAGCAUGGUCAAGCGCCAGAACUGCGACCGUGCGCUGCAAAAUGCGCGUGUUCUGCAGGAGAUAUUUGGCGGCAAUGCCGUCAGCGACGAAUACGCCAUCGGGCGGCACGUUGCCAACUUGUUCGUGACGCAGACGUACGAGGGCCAGAGCGAUAUCCAUAGCCUCAUCCUCGGUCGGGCCAUUACCGGUCUCCAGGCAUUCGUGUAAGCAUGUUGGGAUGUGAUAUGCGACGUGUACAGAUAAUACCGGUUGACGGGUACGCCUAACUUGAAAUCAUCACAAUAUGGUCUUCCGUGCAGGGUGCUCAGCGGCAGUCAAGAGUCCGAGGGAAACAAUUGCGAAAGAAACCGCAAGACCGUCGUCUUACGGGAGUCACUCGUAUAAACGAGCGUAGGACAUUCAUCACGUACACGUGACUCAGCGGAGGACAUUUAUCGUCCCUGUCUGCCUAGUACCCUUCCUGUAGUGCAUCCUGUUCGAAUCUAUCGUGGGCGAAAGAUACAUAGGUCUAGGGUGACCCCUCGAUACAAGUUGACACCAUUUUUCCUUGUCUCCGCGAUAGGUAGCUGCCUAAUGUCAGGCAUCCUCGGUUGCCUGUAAGUGGUGAACGUCUUUCUUACCGGGAGAUAAUUACACUGCCAAAUGCGCCUUUUGUAUACCGGUUGGCAGCCUUGUUGUGUAUGCGUGUUGGUAAGGAGAGGUUAGCUUCCUUUGGAAUAGAUGGUAGCAUCGUUACAGGUUGUUCCGUAGUCACGUCGUCUGGAAAAGGGGG
Colletotrichum destructivum is the source of this 2622-nucleotide messenger RNA. Its product is annotated as Putative acyl-CoA oxidase/dehydrogenase, middle domain, acyl-CoA dehydrogenase/oxidase. Bases 687 to 2057 code for a protein of 456 amino acids. Gene Ontology annotation, biological process: fatty acid beta-oxidation using acyl-CoA dehydrogenase; fatty-acyl-CoA biosynthetic process. Gene Ontology annotation, molecular function: flavin adenine dinucleotide binding; glutaryl-CoA dehydrogenase activity; fatty-acyl-CoA binding. Gene Ontology annotation, cellular component: mitochondrial inner membrane. The record is from RefSeq and is a predicted model, not a curated record. NCBI's taxonomy places the organism in Eukaryota, Fungi, Ascomycota, Sordariomycetes, Glomerellales, Glomerellaceae. The transcript has 3 exons.